CGCCUCCAAUCCACCCGUCGCCGACGCUAUCUCGCCGCCGUGAAAGAAGGAUCAAGGAAGUGUCACUGCGCGCGGCGAUGAAGAGGAAGUGCCCCGACGACGAGGCGGCCUGCGGCGCCGGCGACGCCGCCAUGUGCGUCACCGGCUGCGGCUUCUUUGGCUCCGACGCGACCAACAACAUGUGCUCCCGGUGCUACCGGGAGCAUCUCCUCGCCGCACCCGACAACGACGACGACGAAGACGACGACAUCGCGGCCGCCGCCAAGGAGAAGUCGGCGACCAACCAAGAGCUGGCGGGCGCCUUCGCCUCCCCGCCGCCCGAGAAGAAGAAGGCCAGUCUGAGCGUCGCCGUCGCGUCGUCUUCUGACGCCGCCGCCGCCGCGAUGUCAGCGACGGGAGAGCAGUCGGGUUCCGCCACGGCCAACCGGUGCGUGACAUGCCGGAGGAAGGUGGGGCUGACGGGAUUCAAGUGCCGGUGCGGAGGCACGUUCUGCGGCGGGCACCGCUACGCCGACGCUCACCGCUGCGGCUUCGACUACAAGACCUCCGGGAGGAAGAAGAUCGCCAAGGAUAAUCCGGUCGUCGUCGCCGACAAACUGGGCUUCAGGAUCUGAGCUCCUAGCUGCCAUGAGAAUCUACAAAUUAUCCCCGAGGGACAGUCAGGCCUCGUUUUGUUUGCAAAAUUUUUUUACAAAAACAUAAUAUGGAUAUAGGACACAUAUUUGAAAUAUUAA
Molecule: messenger RNA, 734 nt
Organism: Oryza brachyantha (malo sina)
Lineage: Eukaryota; Viridiplantae; Streptophyta; Magnoliopsida; Poales; Poaceae
Product: zinc finger A20 and AN1 domain-containing stress-associated protein 7-like
Exons: 1
Coding region: 78-614 (178 amino acids)
Molecular function (GO): DNA binding; zinc ion binding
Source: RefSeq, a predicted model, not a curated record